Cucumis sativus (cucumber) is the source of this 2098-nucleotide messenger RNA. RefSeq names its product putative pentatricopeptide repeat-containing protein At5g47460. The record is from RefSeq and is a predicted model, not a curated record. Bases 184 to 1965 code for a protein of 593 amino acids. NCBI's taxonomy places the organism in Eukaryota, Viridiplantae, Streptophyta, Magnoliopsida, Cucurbitales, Cucurbitaceae. Gene Ontology annotation, molecular function: RNA binding; protein binding. The transcript has a single exon. Gene Ontology annotation, biological process: RNA modification.
UCAGUUUUGUUGGUACCUUGUUUACUUAUGCCAUGAGCCAAAUUGCAUGUCGUCUCCAUAUACUUUGCUAUAUUUAUAGCUGUAUUAUUUAAAAUAAUUUCUCUUAAGACUCUUAUUAGUAUCACAAAGAGGGGAAGGGGAAAAAGAGAUAAUUUUGGCCAUGGGGAAUUGAUUUGCAAAAUUAUGCAAAGACCCUUCUCUACCAAAUUAGUAUUAAAGCCACUGCUUCAGAAACCUUCAGCCAUAAUCUCAAUUCACAAUGCCUCCAAUUUUCAGCCAUGUUUCUCAAUCGAUGACCAAGCUCCAUCCACCGCCAUCCGAACGGCUCUUGCCGGCGGCGGCCACACCGCCGACUUGGCUCUAGCCGAGGCCUUUCGGGCGCUCAAAUGCAACCCAAAUGGCUACGCUUUGGUUCAACUGGUUCGAGCCUGCACGAGCCAUGCCUUAGAUUCCUGUGGCCACCAGCUUCACAGCUACAUUCUGCGAUCUGGGUUUGCUUCUAACGUCUUCGUGGGCACAGCCAUGGUCAAUUUCUACAUCAAAACUGAGUCCUUUGAUAGUGCCCAUAAGCUGUUUGAUGAAAUGCCUCAACCAAGUUUGGUUACUUGGAACUCCUUGAUUUCUGGUUAUGUUCAUUGUGGCCAGUUUCGCAAGGCUUUGUGUUUGUUUAUUCAGCUUGAUGGGUCUGGAAAUCUUGUGGAUUCAUAUUCUUUGUCUAUAGCUUUGAGUGCCUCUGGUCAUCUGGGUUGGCUGAUAUUGGGGCAGUCGAUUCAUUCAAAAGUUAUAAAGCUUGGUUUGGAAGACAGUACGGUUGUUGCUAAUUGUUUGAUUGACAUGUAUGGAAAAUGUGAGUCUUUUGAAGGGGCAGUUGAAGUGUUUAAUGACAUGAUAGGUAAGGAUACAAUUUCAUGGAAUUCAGUUAUUGCAGCCAGUGCUAGAAACGGAAGGCUAGAACAGGCGUCGAGAUAUUUGCAACAAAUGCCUCGACCCGACACUAUAUCAUUUAAUGAACUGAUAAAUGGUUAUGCUCAAUUUGGAGAUAUUGAAUAUGCUGUAGAAAUUCUAUCAAAGAUGGAUAGUCCAAACUCUUCGUCUUGGAAUGCAGUGCUAACAGGAUAUGUCGAUAGGGAUGAAACAUGGGAAGCUCUGAGUUUCUUCACUAAAAUGCACUCGUGCGAUGUCCGGAUGGAUCAAUUCACAUUUUCAAGCAUUUUGAGUGGCGUUGCAGGGCUCUCAGCAUUGAAAUGGGGUUUGGCAAUCCAUUGUUGCAUUACUAAAUGUGGUUUAGAUACAUCGACUGUUGUUGGCAGCGCCCUAAUCAGUAUGUACUCGAAAUGUGGGCAUGUGAACUAUGCGGAAAUGAUAUUUCAGUCAUUGCCCAAGAAGAACUUGGUAUCUUGGAAUGCAAUGAUCUCAGGUUUGGCUCACAAUGGCAAAACAAUGGAAGUGAUCCAUCUUUUUGAGAAGCUAAAAAUGACGAAAGAUGUAAAACCUGAUAACAUCACAUUUCUCAACAUUCUGCUAUCAUGUUCAGAUAAUCAGGUUCCAUUGGAAGCCACAAUGCAGUACUACAAAUCAAUGGUUGAGGAUUAUGGUAUCAAACCAACUAUCGAGCACUGUUGUACUAUGGUUAGGCUAAUGGGACAGAGAGGGGAUGUAUAUGGAAGCAAGAGGCUAAUACAUGAAUUAGGGUUUGAUUCGAGCGGACCAGUUUGGCGAGCACUUCUGGGUGCUUGUGGCGUUUUGAGGGAUUUAAAACUAGCAAAGGUAGCAGCAGCAAAAGUAAUAGUGUUAGGGGCUGCUGAUGAUUAUGUAUAUGUUAUGAUGUCUAACAUUUUUGCAUCCCAUGGAAAAUGGAGAGACGUGAAAUUAGUUAGGGAGUUGAUGAGAAAUAAAGGGGUUAGAAAAGAAACUGGAUAUAGUUGGUUGAUUGAGAUGGAAAACGAAUUUGUUUUAUCAUACUAGUUCAUUUCGAACAAUCUUUAAAACAAGAAUUAGGUGCAUAUUUAGACAUUUGUUUGCAUAAGCUUCCAAGAUUUCCUAUAGAGAUUUGGCUAUUAAUGAAUACAACCCAACUAAGAUUUUUCUUUGAGUUCAA